This is a messenger RNA of Scleropages formosus (Asian bonytongue), 6980 nucleotides long. RefSeq names its product rap guanine nucleotide exchange factor 6-like. The coding region runs from base 265 to 5112 and encodes 1615 amino acids. The record is from RefSeq and is a predicted model, not a curated record. Gene Ontology annotation, molecular function: guanyl-nucleotide exchange factor activity; protein binding. NCBI's taxonomy places the organism in Eukaryota, Metazoa, Chordata, Actinopteri, Osteoglossiformes, Osteoglossidae. Gene Ontology annotation, biological process: small GTPase-mediated signal transduction. The transcript has 32 exons.
CCCUUCUGUCCAAAAUGGAUCCUGCUCAGCGUUCGUAGUAGUCCGCCGAGGAUAAUUAUGUGAGGAUGUGCUCGGCGCGCCGCUGGACUUCCCCGAGUGGUGAGCCGCGCCGGGAAUCACUGUGGCUGUGAAUCCAUGCCUGGCAGUGAGUGGCCGGGGCGAGAGAGCAGCCACCGGACGGGCGCUUCGCGGCGACAAUUUGCACUUUUGCCGGAGGAUCGCACUUUGACUCUUUGAGAAGUGGUUCUUGGAACUCAAGGCAAGAUGAGUGCCUAUAAUACGGACAUCUCAUUCAAACAAGCGCUGAAGAAGCCGCCGGCGCUGCGGACACAGGAGGAUCUGAACACUAUUUACUGCCAUUUGUACAACAUGGAUGUUUUGUCACACCUCAGGGAACACCAGCUAAGGUCAAUGUGUAGCUCGGUCCGCUACGAGAAAUACGAGGCGAACCACAUCCUGUUCUACCCUGACAACGUGUCCACAUGCUGGUACAUACUACUUUCUGGCUCCGUGUUUGUUAAGGAGCACAUGUACUUGGCAAGAUGCUGCUUUGGCAAGCAGCUGGGGGGCAGGCGAGGCUGUGAAUGCAUCACACUAGAGCCAUCAGAGAUGAUUGUGGUGGAGAAUGCCAGUGAGGUCGAGGAGGGAGCACUGCAGCGCGACUUGCCCCUGCGUGGUUCUCGCCGCCGCUAUCGAAAAGUCAACCCUUGGGGAGAGAGGGAGCUGAUCACAGAUGCCCAGGACUCCUCUGACCACCACACGGAUUAUGCUGAUGGCCAGCUUCCUGGGGACCUAAACAAAAUGCACCUCACAGACCACCCACAUCAGGUGAUGCAUGUCCCAGCUAGCCAGUCAGGAUGCAGCAUUGCCAGCGACUCGGAGAGCAGCAGCCUAUCGGACAUCUACCAGGCAACAGAGAGUGAUCUGGGUGAUGUGGACCUGUCAGGGCUCCCAGAGGCUGCAGUGGACUCGGAGGAUGAGGAGGAGGAAGAUGAGGACCUUGAGAGGACCACCUACCCGUUGGUAGGCCGAGACCUGGUGCGAGAGUGUCUCGAGAAGGAGCCAGUGGACAGAAAUGAUGACGAUAUCGAGCAACUACUGGAAUUCAUGCACCAGCUCCCUGCCUUUGCCAACAUGACCAUGUCCGUCAGAAGGGAACUUUGCACGGUCAUGGUCUUUGAAGUGGUGGAGCGGGCUGGGACUGUUAUACUUCACGACAGGCAAGAGCUGGACCUAUGGUACGUGAUCCUCAACGGCUCUGUGGAGGUGAUCCACACAGACGGGCGGGCUGAGGUGCUGUGCAUGGGUAACAGCUUUGGCAUCUCGCCCUCCCUGGAUAAGCAGUACAUGGAUGGUGAGGUGCGAACCAAGGGGGAUGACUGCCAGUUUGUUUGCAUCGCCCAAGAGGACUACUGGCGUAUCUUGAACCAUGUGGAGAAGAACAUGCACAAGGUGGAGGAGGAAGGUGAGAUUGUCAUGGUGAAGGAGCACCGUGAGCUGGAUCGCAGCGGCACCAGGAAGGGCCACAUUGUCAUCAAGGGAACUCCAGAGCGGCUUAUCAUGCACCUGGUGGAAGAACACUCUGUGGUGGACCCGACCUACAUUGAAGACUUCCUCCUCACGUACCGGACCUUUCUAUCUAGCCCAUUGGACGUGGGCAAUAAGCUGCUAGAAUGGUUCAAAGUGGACAGCCUGCGAGACAAGGUUACACGGGUGGUGUUGCUAUGGGUUAACAACCACUUCAACGACUUUGAAGGGGACCCAGCCAUGACACAGUUCCUGGAGGACUUUGAGAGACUCCUUGAAGCAGCUAAAAUGAAGGGUCACUUGAGGCUUCUGAAUAUUGCCUGUGCUGCCAAGGCCAAGUGGCGGCAGGUCACACUGUUGAAGCCUUCCAGGGAGUCGCCUCUUCACUUCAGCUUACAGGGAGGCAGCGAGAGAGGCUUCGGCAUCUUUGUGGAGUCUGUGGAGGAGGGCAGCAAGGCUGCUGAGGCCGGUCUCAAGCGGGGUGACCAGAUAAUGGAGAUUAACGGUCAAAACUUUGAGAACAUUUCAUAUGCCAAAGCCAUGGAUAUUUUGAAAAACAACACACACCUCUCCCUCACAGUGAAGACGAACAUCUUUGUUUUCAAGGAGCUCCUCAGCCGAAUUCAGCAUGAGAAGAAGAACGGUGGGCCUCACAUCCCUAAGAUCCAGGAAAAGAAGAGCAACCGCUUCUCCAUCCCAGACCUACCCGGUGAUAUUGAGUUCUCCACUGACAAGACAAGCAAGAAGAUGAAGGCCAAUACUGUGUCUGGCAGCAGGAAUAAGAUCAGAAAGAUCCUAGACAAGACGCGUUUCAGCAUCCUACCCCCAAAGCCGUUCAGUGACGGUGGUGUGAUCCAGACCCAAGAUGACAGCGUUGUGGGCACCAAGCAGUGUAGGCACAGCGUGGCCAUUAUGCCCAUACCUGGAAACCUGUCCUCCAGCAGUCCUGACCUCCUGCAGCCUGCAACCAGCUUGAUCGACUACUCUACCCCUGCAGCAUUAGGACUUUACUAUGUUCCAGAUCAGGUGAUCAGAGUCUUCAAGGCUGAUCAGCAAAGCUGUUAUAUAAUAAUCAGUAAAGACACCACAGCCAAGGAUGUGGUGUCCCAUGCAGUCAAUGAGUUUGGCCUGGCUAUGCCACCUGACACCUACUCACUAUGUGAGGUGUCCAUCAGUCCAGAGGGUGUCAUCAAGCAGAGGAGGCUGCCAGAUCAGCUCUCCAAAUUGGCUGACAGGAUACAACUCAAUGGCAGAUACUACCUGAAGAACAACAUGGAGACCGAGACACUAUGUUCAGAUGAUGACGCUCAGGAGCUGUUGCGGGAAAGUCAGAUCAGCCUUCUGCAGUUGAGCACUGUAGAGGUGGCCGCUCAACUCUCUAUGCGUGACUUUGAGCUCUUUCGCAAUGUUGAGUCUACCGAGUAUGUGGAUGACCUCUUCAAGCUUGACUCACGUACUGGUAGUAGCCAUCUCAAGAGAUUUGAAGAGGUCAUCAACCAGGAAACCUUCUGGGUGGCCACAGAGAUCCUUAAAGAGUCCAAUGCCUUGAAGAGGAUGAAGACCAUCAAGCACUUCAUCAAGAUUGCUCUCCACUGUCGCGAGUGCAAAAACUUCAACUCCAUGUUUGCUAUUAUCAGUGGCUUGAACCUGGCGCCAGUGGCCCGUCUACGGGGCUCAUGGGAAAAGCUGCCAAGCAAGUAUGAAAAGCUGUUCCGAGACCUCCAGGACGUUUUUGACCCAUCCAGGAACAUGGCCAAGUACCGCAAUGUGCUGAGCAGCCAGAGUGUACAACCCCCCAUUAUCCCACUGUUCCCUGUAGUGAAAAAGGACCUGACCUUCCUGCAUGAGGGGAAUGACUCGACUGUGGAUGGCUUGGUGAACUUUGAGAAGCUGCGAAUGAUUGCCAAGGAGGUUCGCCAUGUGGUGCGCAUGACCUCAGCCAACAUGGAUCCCGCUCUCAUGUUCAGACAGAGGAAGAAGAGGUGGAAAAGCCUUGGGUCCCUAAGCCAAGGCAGCACCAACUCCACCAUGCUGGAUGUCCAGGGAGGGGCCCACAAGAAACGGGCGCGCCGCAGCUCACUGCUUAAUGCCAAAAAGCUGUACGAGGAUGCGUUGAUGGCUCGAAAGGUCAAGCAGUACCUAUCCAACUUGCAGGUUGAAACAGAUGAGGAGAAGAUCCAGAUCAUGUCUCUGCAGUGCGAGCCUGCUUACAGCACCUUGUCUAAGAACGUCGGUGAAAGGAGGUCAACCAAAUCAGACAUGUCACCAGUAUCGCUGCGCUCAUCGCUGACGCAGGGGAAGUCGCACCCUCAGAACCGGAUGAGCCAGGUCCUUCAGGCGGCCCCCGUGAGCCUGAACCCCCUCCGAAAGAAGAGUGUGGCCAAAGACCUUGCUGUGAACAACUCCAGCUCUCCACAGGUGGUGAAGAAACCCAUUAGCUCUUCUGAGGACACUGUGUCCAUCGUCUCCUCUUUGCACUUGACCCCCACUGUUUCACCACAGGGCUCUCCCUGCAAAGUGGGUGGAGCCUCAAAGCCCCAAAGCUCCAGACAGAUGAACCUCUCAGGCUCCUGCUCCUCCCUGGCAAGCGAGGCCAGCACUAGGGCCAGCGGCUCCCGCAGCUAUGGAAUAGGCUAUGCCUUGAUGCCAGCCGGCAGGUCAGACAACCUGUCGGAUUCUAGCCACAGUGAGAUUUCCUCACGUUCCAGCAUCGUCAGCAAUUGCUCUGUGGACUCAAUGGCCGCGCACGGUGCCGAGGAACGUUGCCCCUCACGGACCCCCUGUCCCACAGAUGGCCCAGUCACUGCUGCCCGGCUUUCUUCUGACUGUGGACAGCUUUCCAUCAGUUCUUCGUUGGUCCGACCCAUUGUGACCAGGGCCUCCACCUUCCCCUGCUCUGCAAGCAUUGACGAGUUGGGUCCUGAGAGGGGCAGUGUGGACCCAGCUGAUAGUGGCCGCAGCAGCUGGACAUCUUGCUCCAGCAGUUCCCAUGACAAUUUCCAGGGUCUGUCAGUCCAGCGGACCUGGGACCUGAGUGGUUUCCGGCAGCCGCCACCUAUCGCUGAGGUGGAGGUCAGUGGGCAGGAUGAAGCUGUUGGGGACUGUUCCAAUCAUGCUCGCCAGAGUUGGGCCUCCUCCAGCUCCCUGUCUGACACCUGCGAAGGAAGCUACGGAACUGUCAAGCGCAGGGUAGGCGAAGGCCCAACUGUCACCGUGGCAACACCAGGGGCAUCUGUAGAUGGGCUCCAGGGCAUGGAAACUGCUUAUAAAACUGUAACAUCCAGCACGGACAAAGGACUCAUAGUGUAUUGUGUAACCUCCUCCACCAAAGAUGAUCGGUACAGGGGGCCUCCCCCCACCCCCCCUGGAUACCAGGGCCUCUCCAUGGGCCACACUCUGGAUGGAGGCCCCCGGCAUCCUCACCUUAGGCCACCUGACUAUAAUGUGGCUGUGCAGAGGUCAAAGCUGCUGCAGAGUCCGGCAGGACCCCCGCUGAACCACCACACCCCGCAGCCUAGGUUAGGCAGUGUAACCCUGCCUGGCCAGCCAGAUAGUGAGGAUGAGGAGCAGGUUUCUGCAGUUUAGCUGUAUGCCAAGUUGAGCUGGACCAGGCCAACCUGGCGCGGGCCUGCGGCGUCAAGCUGGAACGUGAGGGAUUGCUGUGGGUGGGAAGUCACAUAAGCUAAAGCAACCUGCUGCUCACUUUUCUCUCAGCACAUGUCCCUGUCCCUGUCACUGCCUACUGCCCCAAGCAGCACAGCAACAGUACAAUACAAAUGAGUACAUGGAUGUAUUUCUCUUGUUAUUGUCUGGCAUGGCUUAGAUUAGGGUUUUUAUACUUGUCUGUUCAGUGUCCACACAAUGAAUCUGACAUCCGACAUUUGAUUUGAAGAUUUAAGUGGCAUGUUUGAUGUGUGCUUUUAAAACAUGCAAGCAAGAUAGUUUUUCCUGGGGGACAAAAAUGAAAAAAGAGAAUAUUAUGACAGGUUGUUAGAAUGACGCCCCCCCCCCCCCCAAAAAAAAAAAAAAAACUAGACUAUUUGUUGCGACUAAACCCAAUCUGUUAACUCAGAAGGCAGUUUUCACGUGGAUUUUUGAGCGUUUAGCAUGUGGGGGAGAAGUUCCACAGUUUGUAGUUUAUUAUUAGCUUUAUGAGAAUAUUUUUAGUUCAGUAAAUGUAUUGCUUGUUCUGUUAAUUCCAGACCCAGACUAUUCAGUCAUGGUAAAUGCAGUUAUUUGAUCAUUCAGGAUAAUGAUUAUGUCCUGAAUUAUUUAAGGAUACUGAAGGACAGAGUUUUACCAUUUUAAAACAAGUUUGUCUUAAUUUCAUCAGAACGGAAUAGCAAAGUUUGCAAAUGGAAUGAAAUUGUUUACAAAGUUAUUAGAAUUAGUUUAAUGUGCAGAUCAAUUUUUAGAUUUUGCACAGCUUAUACUAAGUACAACUCAUGACAAAUUCAGGCUUUUUAUGCAGAACGAUUUCUGUGCAUACAGCCUCACAAGCACAGUAUGUGUUUAAUACGUACCUCAGCUACUAUAUGGCCCAUCAUAAAAAGUCAUUACUUUUGAUGUACAUGCUGAUGAAAGCAAAAGGAAAACAGAGGAUUAACAGGUUGGUCGAUGGAAAGUAAAAUCUAGCAUAUAAAUUUACAUCUCCAAACAGUGUUUUACACCUUGAGUAACACAAGUCUUAUUUUGCUUUUUUGCUACCAUGAAAGCACAGAUGUGUAUAUUUAGGGAUAUAACUGGAUUACUUAUUGUUUUUACUUUUUGGACCGAAUGUUAAUAUUGUAUUGUUUUGCUGUACAAAACUUGAAGAUAUGGAUAAUAUAUAAAUAUAUACUUUUAUUUUUGGUUAAUUACUGAACAUGUACAGUUGAAGACAAAAGCUGUUUAGAGAUGGUAUUUUUAAUACUUUAUUACAAUGACACCCAAGGCAAUUUUGUUAUCAGAGCAGAGAUUUCGUUCUUUAUAUUCUUUUUUGAGUUUGUGUUCUUGGCUGUGUUAGUGUGCCUAAAAAUGUGUUGUGCACACAAGGCCUGCCAGAGUACAGCGAGCACCUAGGUUUUCCCACGCUGCUCCACGAGGGCGGAUACAGCUGGAGACCUGAAACAGACGGACUCCUUGCCCAGAGGAGGAGAUGACUGGAGCUCUGUCUACAGUUAAGGACCCUCCACAUGGACCAGCUUAGCACCUGGCCCAGUGGUUUGCUCACACCUGGCCGUGUUGCAUUUUAAAUCAGCCUUUCCAUCCCCUCCUUGGCACAGUUGUGGUUCAGCCUUGCCAACUACGGUCUGUGCUCUUGCUAAUCAAUUUCUUUUUUGAUAUUGAACAGCUCUGGUUCAUUAUCAGAACUUUGGGUUUUAGUCUUUGCACAUUCCCCAGUAACACAAACGUACAUAAUAGUAUUAACUUCUGCCACAGACUUUUAAGAGAAUCAAAUAUAUAUAUAUAUA